AUGUCUCUCCUCUCAGUUCCAAAACGCCUUGUUUUGGGGUCAUCUCUCUCAAUACUUAACCAAGCUAGGAAACCAAGAAGAUCCUAUUGUUUCAAAAUGUCGGCCCAGUCAUCACAGCCCCUCACCCACUCACUCACCUUGCCAACUCAACUCGGUCAACCCAUUCAAAUCGUUGCUGCACCAGGGGUCUCUGAUUCUCAGUUCAGGAGUGCUAUUGAAUCUUCGUUGUUUAAGCAGUGGCUAAAAAACUUGGAAUCUGAAAAUGGGAUUUUAGCUACUGGGUCAUUCUUAUUGAAACAAGUACUUGUUCAGGGAGUGGAUAUGUUCGGACAACGAAUAGGUUUUCUAAAAUUCAAAGCAGAUGUUUUCGAUAAGAAGACUGGACAGAAGGUUCCAGGUAUAGUAUUUGCACGAGGACCUGCUGUAACAGUGUUAAUUCUUUUGGAGUCUGAGGGUGAGACCUAUGCUGUUCUCACUGAACAGGUUAGGGUGCCCACAGGGAGACUUGUUUUGGAAUUGCCUGCUGGGAUGCUGGAUGAUGUCAAGGGUGAUUUUGUUGGGACAGCAGUUCGUGAGGUUGAAGAGGAGACUGGUAUUCACUUGAGUCUUGGAGACAUGGUUGACCUCACGGCCUUCCUGGAUCCAUCCACUGAAGGCAGAGUUUUUCCUUCUCCUGGAGGAUGCGAUGAGGAAAUCAGUGUGUUCCUUUAUAGAGGAUGCGUUGAUAAAGAAAUCAUCACACAGCUCCAAGGAAAAGAGACUGGCCUUCGCGAACAGGGAGAAAUGAUAAAGGUUCGUGUAGUUCCAUAUAGGGAACUCUGGCGCAUGACAGCUGAUGCUAAAGUUUUCAUGGCCAUUGCGCUCUAUGAGAUGGCUAAAGGAGGACGACUGUUGCCUCCGACAACAUAG
This is a messenger RNA of Dovyalis caffra, 909 nucleotides long. NCBI's taxonomy places the organism in Eukaryota, Viridiplantae, Streptophyta, Magnoliopsida, Malpighiales, Salicaceae. The record is from the annotation of a GenBank genome assembly.